AUGGCCGAUCAGUUCUUAGUCGAGCGGCACUCCUGGACCCUGGCCCAGAAUGCCCUGGCUAAUGAGGAGGACAGCUGGGUCAUGCUGACAAGGGAUGGCGAGAUCGUACCCAUCCCUGGCGAAAAGAUCCUGCACACUUCGAGAACCCGCGUCGGCCUUGAGAUCUCAACCCCGCGUGAGCUCCAGGUCACCGAGCCCUUUGGAGUCAAGAGCGACAGCGGGAUUGUCUACAUAACCAACGAGAGGGUCAUAUACCUUCCGGCGAGACCCACGGAUGAUUUCAAGUCCUUCUUCGCCCCUGUUUUGAACUUCAGCGACACCCAUGUUCAAUCAUCAUGGAUUGGGCCUUGGAGCUGGGGUGGCGUUGUCAGACCUGUCCCUGGUGGAGGAAUCCCCAUGAAUAUUCCCCGGAUAGAGGUUCGAUUCAUAUUCAGGGACGGCGGCCACAGCGACUUCCAGGGAAAGUUUGAGUGGCUAAAGGAGCGUUUGCACCACGCACAGGAACUAGGGAUUAUUCCGGGCCAGAACGUUGAGCCACCGCCUCCUUACGAUUCUGUUAGUCCGUCCGGGCCGGGACCAUCGUCCGGCGGCUCCGCCCCCUCUCCCGGCCCCACCCCGGCCUCGGCCCCGGCGGCGAACGCGGGCUCGGCAGGCCAGCAUCAACCGCCGCAGCCAACACCCAAUGAACCUCCUCCAGACUACGUUGAAGCGCAAACUCAGGCUAUCGCAAUGCAGUACGAACAGCGCAUGCGGGAUGAGGCCGAGAGGGAUUGA
This is a messenger RNA of Lasiosphaeria miniovina, 774 nucleotides long. RefSeq lists its product as uncharacterized. The coding region runs from base 1 to 774 and encodes 257 amino acids. NCBI's taxonomy places the organism in Eukaryota, Fungi, Ascomycota, Sordariomycetes, Sordariales, Lasiosphaeriaceae. Gene Ontology annotation, cellular component: nucleus. Gene Ontology annotation, biological process: positive regulation of DNA-templated transcription. The record is from RefSeq and is a predicted model, not a curated record. Gene Ontology annotation, molecular function: transcription coactivator activity; chromatin DNA binding. The transcript is spliced from 2 exons.